CCUUUAGGCUUUCGGUAUUAAAAAACAAAUCGUGCUCUUGUCAUCGGUCACCGGUCGAUCCAUCCCAAUUCGUUAGGUUGAAGACAGUAGCCCCGUGGGUGGAACGUCUAUUCAACUUCAGCCUUCAAGGUUCUGAUUCAACCAUCUCCUCUCACCAAAAUCCAUUGGACUUAGCACAAUGGAGCAAAAUUUGAAAUUCAUAUCUUCUCGUUCUAAGAGUUUACUGCAGAGUGAUGAUUUGUACCAGUAUAUCCUGGAGACUAGUGUGUACCCACGUGAACCAGAACUUCUGAAGGAGUUAAGGCAUAUCACUGCUGGCCACCCACGUGCUAGGAUGGCUACUGCACCAGAUGCAGCCCAGUUGAUUGCCAUGCUGUUGAAGCUAGUAAAUCCAAAAAAGACUAUUGAAGUUGGAGUUUUCACAGGAUACUCUCUUCUCCUCACUGCUCUUACAAUUCCAGAGGAUGGCAAGAUUACAGCCAUAGAUAUAAAUCAGGAGACAUUUGAGAUUGGGUUGCCGAUAAUUAAGAAAGCCGGUGUUGCAGAUAAAAUUAAUUUCAUUCAGUCUGAGGCUUUACCAGUCCUUGAUCAGCUUUUACAAACUCAUGAAAAUGAAGGGAGUUUUGAAUUUGCUUUCAUCGAUGCGGACAAGGUUAAUUAUUGGAGCUACCAUGAGCGGUUGAUGAAACUGUUAAAGGUGGGUGGGGUGGUUGUCUAUGAUAACACGCUGUGGGGAGGAACAGUUGCAAUGCCUGAUGAGUUGGUUCCAGAGUUCUUGAAACAGGGCAGGCAGUUUACAAUUGAGUUUAACAAAUUACUUGUAGCUGAUCCCCGCGUCCAAAUUUCACAUGCUUCAAUAGGUGAUGGUAUCACCAUCUGCAAGCGGCUCUACUGAACAGUGCUUGUAACCUCUCUUUAAUUUACUUGCCUUAUCAUAUAUUUUGUGAGUAAUACUCCCCUUAUCAUAUACAUAUAGAGCUUCAAUGUACAAUUCACCUCAACUACAUAUGAACAACUAUUUGUGAUUUUGAAAUCAGAGAAACUGAGGUUGCUGAAAAACAGAUGGCUUCACCAGUCCACUGCGGGCGGUUUUCUGUGUUUUAACUUUUAUUAUCAGAAAACAGCAUUCUGAGCUGAAAACAGCCCACACCAUUCGCUUCUUUGUU
Molecule: messenger RNA, 1166 nt
Organism: Alnus glutinosa
Lineage: Eukaryota; Viridiplantae; Streptophyta; Magnoliopsida; Fagales; Betulaceae
Product: probable caffeoyl-CoA O-methyltransferase At4g26220
Exons: 6
Coding region: 179-895 (238 amino acids)
Molecular function (GO): S-adenosylmethionine-dependent methyltransferase activity; O-methyltransferase activity
Source: RefSeq, a predicted model, not a curated record